Molecule: messenger RNA, 1095 nt
Organism: Rhodotorula toruloides NP11
Lineage: Eukaryota; Fungi; Basidiomycota; Microbotryomycetes; Sporidiobolales; Sporidiobolaceae
Exons: 10
Coding region: 1-1095 (364 amino acids)
Source: RefSeq, a predicted model, not a curated record
AUGAAGGCGGACGAGGCGUUUGCAAAGCUGUGUCCGAAUGACAAUGUGACGACGUACUGCGCCUCGCCUCCUUCGACCGGCGUGUGCUGCGGCAUCUGUCCCAAUUCGGGCAUCUCAGGACUCGGCGGUCAUGUUUCCCUCCUCUUCUCUACACUCGCGUCCCUCACGGCGAUUGCAAUGGCGCCGCAGUCAGCGCCGACCUCGCUCAUCAGCAGCCUGAUCCAAGCCAACGCCUAUGCGGUUACACUCCUUGGAUACCUCUUGUCGGAUGCGAGCGGGCUAGGCGAGCUCCCUUCGACCUACUUCUUCCAUGCGAGCUACGCGCUCAUGCUCGCUUUCUCUUCCCUCAUUCCCCUUGCCGCAAUCGCCGCCAGUCCGCCCUGGGCUAUCACAGGUCAGAAGUCGCCGGAGGAGCGGAAAGAAGAGGCGCAGCGAAUGGUCCUCGACGUCGUGCAAGAGCUCGACAAUUCGGGAAGCAGCGACGACGAUGACGAGCGGCGGGACCUGCGACGGCGGCGAAAGAAGCGACGAGCGAAGCUGAUUCGCAUCAUCAACGAGGAUCCGGGACUCGUUCUCGACCUGGGAAGGUCGGGCGGACCUUGCGGCAUUCCCAGCUCACACUGGAUGCUGUACAUCGGUUUCUUCGUCUCAGUGGUACUGUGGGGUUUCGUGUUGUACUUGGGCGUGUUGGGUGGAGCGACGGGAUCGACCCGGAUCGCUUUGUCGCAGCCCAACUGCACAGCGGGACUUGGAAAUGUCGCCGCUCUCAUGGUCUACGCCAACAUCGCCUUCAUGUUCAUCGGCAUCGCCAUCUUUGUCGCGACAAUCGUCAACCAUCUCAUGCACGACGUUGCGGGCGCCCUCAACCGCCAAGUCGAGCUCGAAUACAGCGGCAGCCCCAAACUCGUGUUUGGCGUCGCCUUUACGCUUUGGCUCCUCUGGUUUGGCGUGUCGUUCUCUCUCUACUUUGCGGCCGGCAACGCCAACCUCCUCUCGGCGGGCGAGUUCUCGUGGGGAUUCGGAUCGGUCUUCUCGGCGUUGAUGAUUCUGGUACCGGGAUACUCGAUCAUUAAGACGCUGUUAUCGCUGCGAUAA